AAAAAUGUUGUUGAAAUUGGAUUUUCUCCGAAGGGAAGGUACAUUUCUACUUGGGAAAGAUUAGUGAAGUUGGCGGAUAACUCAGCACAUGCUAAUCUAGUUGUGUGGGAAGUUGCUACGGGAAAAGAGUUGAUUUCCUUUACGCAAAAAAGUCAAAUGAAUUGGAACGUUCAGUGGACUGAAGAUGAAUCAUUUUUCAGUCGUUUGGUAACGGGGGAAAUACAAUUUUAUGAAAGCAAGAAUCCAGAAAAGGGCGUUCACAGUAGAUUGAAGACAGAGGGGAUUGGUGAUUUCUCUUUGUCACCCGGAAAAAGUCCAUCCGUUGCA
Molecule: messenger RNA, 327 nt
Organism: Acaulospora morrowiae
Lineage: Eukaryota; Fungi; Glomeromycota; Glomeromycetes; Diversisporales; Acaulosporaceae
Source: the annotation of a GenBank genome assembly